Molecule: messenger RNA, 1021 nt
Organism: Cloeon dipterum
Lineage: Eukaryota; Metazoa; Arthropoda; Insecta; Ephemeroptera; Baetidae
Product: small ribosomal subunit protein uS5
Exons: 5
Coding region: 144-956 (270 amino acids)
Biological process (GO): translation
Cellular component (GO): ribosome; cytosolic small ribosomal subunit
Molecular function (GO): RNA binding; structural constituent of ribosome
Source: RefSeq, a predicted model, not a curated record
CUAAUAUCCAAUCCUUUAACAAGUAAGACGCCCAAAAAUAUAACCGAUUCAUGUUAAAAUAACCGGUUCUUUUAGCAAUCGUAAGCUGUGUGAACCGAAACACCGAAAGAAUCGCCAUUAAUUUGUGACCAUCUACAGCACCAAUGGCGGACAACGCUGCCGCCGGUGGACGUGGAGGUUUUAGAGGAGGAUUCGGCGGACGCGGCCGCGGAGGAAGGCCCAGGGGACGCGGCCGUGGUAGAGGCCGUGGCCGCGGCAAGGAGGCCGAAAAGGAAUGGGUGCCCGUGACCAAGCUGGGCCGCCUCGUGCGCGACGGCAAAAUCCGCUCCCUUGAAGAGAUCUAUCUCUUCUCCCUCCCCAUCAAGGAGUACGAAAUCAUUGACUUCUUCAUUGGAAGCCAACUUAAGGAUGAGGUCCUGAAAAUCAUGCCUGUCCAGAAGCAGACCCGUGCCGGUCAGCGCACCCGCUUCAAGGCCUUCGUUGCCAUUGGUGAUUCCAACGGCCACAUCGGUCUGGGAGUGAAGUGCUCGAAGGAAGUGGCGACCGCCAUCCGCGGAGCCAUCAUCCUGGCCAAGCUCUCGGUCGUGCCCGUGAGGCGAGGCUACUGGGGCAACAAGAUCGGCAAGCCCCACACCGUGCCCUGCAAGGUGACUGGCAAGUGCGGCUCCGUGUUGGUGCGUCUGAUCCCAGCGCCCCGCGGAACCGGCAUCGUGUCUGCCCCCGUUCCCAAGAAGCUGCUGAACAUGGCUGGCAUCGAGGAUUGCUACACGUCCGCCCGAGGCUCGACCGGCACCCUUGGAAACUUCGCCAAGGCGACCUACACGGCCAUCGGCAAGACCUAUGCCUACCUUACUCCAGACUUGUGGAAGGAAAUGCCCCUGGCCACCGCCCCGUACCACGAGUACGCCGACUACUUGGCCAAGAACCACCGCGUCGUUGGCACUGGUCUCCAGUAAAUUAAAUGUGGCAAAAUGGAUCUUCUAAUUAAACCUUGGAAACGGAUCCACGACUGAAAAUAUAA